This is a messenger RNA of Seminavis robusta, 2058 nucleotides long. NCBI's taxonomy places the organism in Eukaryota, Bacillariophyta, Bacillariophyceae, Naviculales, Naviculaceae. The record is from the annotation of a GenBank genome assembly.
AUGACUGGGCAAUCAGAACGCAUUUCCACGAUCCCUUCCACCUCGAUGAUGUUUUGUUUGGGUAUACAAAGACUCCAAAGGGUAGCACUACUGGUUGCGUUGGCGUGCCAAGGAGCCACUGCUUUUGCUCCCCAAAUACUCAAGACUGCCACCGCAAGCAUCGGUCAUUCUGCAGCUGCUUCCGUAAGCAACCAAUAUAAUCGCUGGGACACACGGUUGCGAGUUUCCUCGACAGAAGAAAUAUCCACGGAUACUGAGUUGGACUUGGAAGCUCUGCGUGGACCUGAUGGCAUUUACAACAUUGAAGAUAAAACCCAGCACAAAGCAUUCUUGAAAGAGAAUUCUGACCAGCUGGUCAUUUUGAAGGUAUUUGCUCCUUGGUGUCGAGCAUGUAAGGGGUUGGAACCAAAGUAUCAACAAAUUGCCAAGGAUAAGACCUACGCGGACGUUCCCAUCAAGUUCACCUCCAUGAGUAUUCAAAACAACAAAGAUUACAUCAAGAGCAUUGGAGUCCUGGCACUGCCCACAGUACAAUUCUACAAAAAUGGGCAAUUGGUGGAUAACUUUCCUUGUGGACCCAGUAAGCUACCCAUUCUGAAACGAAAGCUGGCAGAUUUGGUGGGCAACAGUGUGGAUCCGGAUACCAACAGGGUCAAGCCACCCAGGUCAGCCGGCACUGCAGUAGACGCAGCAAAUCAGGUGGUCAAGCCACCAGGAACUCCCUCGGUACCCGUCAAAAAAGAAAAACAACAACUACAGCUCAAAGAUGGUACUCCUUCUCCAGAACACAAGUAUCUCACCAAAGAACAGAUUGAGUACAUGCGAACCAAAGUGCCAUUCUUUGAAACGCUCGAGGAUGAUGAUUGGCAGUCGUCUCUGGAACAUGCCAAGAUUCUCACUUUUGACAGUGGAUCCAUCAUUAUGAAGGAAGGAAAUCUCGGACACACAUUCUAUGUCAUUUUGGAGGGAGAAGUGGAAAUUUGCCAAAGAACGGCAUUUGAGGAUCCAUUAAUUGCACCAACGGACUACAUUGGUACUGUCAUUAAUCGACUCGGGGAGGGUGACUGGUUUGGAGAACGGGCCCUGAUUACGGGUGAAGCACGAGCCGCCAGUAUCCGGGUGACAGAUCCCAUGCGUUGUGUGGCCUUUUGCCAAGAAGACUUACCGGCAUCCUGCGUCCUGCGAGGGCUUCCACAGGGAUUUGCCCCCAGCAACAGCACCGUCGAAAAUGCAGCAACGCAAAAACAAACAGAAAUUGUCGACCGUGUCAAUGAAAAAUAUGGCUUGUCCAUGAAGGAAUUGGAUGCGAUUGAGACUAGCAGAAUUGUUGCAGAAGCCACUCUGGAAAAUCAAAAACGUGGUAGCGCCAAUACCCCCGAAGUCAUUAGAGGCGUUGACACUGAUGAUGACGACGAUGUGGACGUUGAGACACCCAACAACGAAUGGAACUAUUUGGAGGAUGCCUCCUUGGCCAUGCUCAAGUCCAAGACGGCUUCCAUUGUGCCACUGCUAGAAAAAUUCAAACUGAUUCAGCUCAUUGCGAGAUGCUUUGAUUACAUUGUCGACAAUCGUGCCAAGUGGGGAGAUCCAGCCAUUCGUCGGCGUCGUGCGCUCUUGGUAUCGCGGUUGCCACGAUCCCAGCGGGAAGAAUUUGUGGAAGCCUUCCGACUGGUGGAUGCCAGUGGAGAUGGUGGCAUUAGCAUGAUGGAACUGAGGCGAGUCAUGGACAGUAUUGGAGAAGAAAAGAGCGACGAGGAGUUGUGGGAGAUGAUCCCACACGGAUACCAAAGUGGUUCUGUAGGCGAAGACGUGAUGACACUGGAGGACUUUAUGGGAAUCAUGGCGGAGGCCGAGUUUUACCAUCUCUUCCGAGACAUCUUUGCAUCGUUGGACAAGAGAGAAUCUGGUUUUGUGAAGGCAAAGGACUUGGACCGAGUAUUGUGCGGUGUGCGCGACUUGAUCAGUGAUGAUCGCCACAGUAUAAUAGACAUGGAAGACAAGGAAAUGAUGAUCGACUAUGAGCAAUUUACAAAGUCGUUGAUCGGUUUGAGUCUCUAA